AAGCGCAUGCGCAAUGUGUUAUCUUAAGUUUACAGACGGCACUAUUUUGCUAACUAGCUAGUUUUGGUUUGUUUUGUAUCGUCCGGUAGAUUAUGAUAUAGUUUGCAUGCUUUAGAACAGUUUAGUCCAUGUACUGCCAAAGUCUGCGUCAUGGUUUUAUGAGAAUAGCGUUAUUUACACUCUCUGAAAGCAACUGUAGGGGAAGUGUGUGUGCUUCUUCGGCUACAGUAAAGUCUCCAAUCAGAGGAGUUUCUUUUAUAAACAAGAUGCCCAAGAAAGAAAAAACGAGCAAAAACACUCAGAUGAAGAAGCAGUCAGAGACGCCGACUGGUCCAGUUUCGACGCUUAAAGACGGCGGACUUGCAAUAGCAGUACACGCCAAGCCUGGAGCAAAGCAAAAUGCCGUGACAGAUGUGAGCUCGGAGGCAGUGGGGGUCGCUAUUGCUGCACCUCCCACAGACGGCGAGGCUAACGCAGAGCUGGUGCGCUAUCUGUGCAAAGUGCUGGCGCUGAAGAAGAGUGAAGUCAUGCUGGAUAAGGGCAGUAAAUCCAGAGAAAAAGUCAUUAAAGUCACUGCAUCGAUUAGCCAAGAGGAGGUUCUGGAGAGACUAAAGCGAGAGGCUGCUGGCUGAAGCUCAGCACUAAAGCAAGAGUUCUCAGACCUUUUGUACUGAAGGACAUCUUUUACUAUAAAAUAAAUUCCACUGACCCCCUCAGGACUACAGAGCCCCUAAGGGGACAUGGUGAUGGAAAAAAAAAAAAAGAGAUGGGAGGAACAGUUAUAUUUCAAUGCUUUUGUGUUCCCCCAAGAAACUUUGCAUUCUCUCACAAAGACAUUUGCGUUCUCUUGCAAAAGCAAAUAACUUUGCGAGAGAAUGCAAAUAUCUUUGCGAGAGAACACAAAGUUGCUUGGGGGGAGCGCAAAAGCAUUGAAAUAUAACUUUUCCUCCCAUCUCAUAUUUUUUCCAUCACCAUGUCCCCUUAAGGGCUCCGUACAGGACAGAUUUAUUUCAUGAAUAUAAUUUAAAUGUGUAUACUAAUAUUUUGUCUAUUUAUUAGACCUUUCGAUUCCUGAAAUUUCCACUGACAGGACACAUUAGGUCUAAGUUGACAUUGUUUAUAGGCCGACUUGUUUUUGAGUUAUUGAGUUUGUAUUAAACUCAUUCAUAAUAAUAUAAUGUAAUACACCAUAUGACCAAAAGCUUUGUGGUCACCUGACAAUCACACGCAUAUGUGGUUCUCCCCCAAACUGUUGUCACAAAGUUGGAAGCAAACAAUUGUACAGAAUGUCUUUGUAUGUUGUAGCUUUACAGUUUCCCUUCACUGGGGAACUAAGCGGCCCAAACCUGUUCCAGCAUAUCAAUGCCCCUGUGCACACAGUGAGGUCCAUAGACAUGAUCUGACAAGGUUGGAGUGGAAGAACUCGAGUGUCCUAUGCAGAGUCCUGACCUCAAACCCACUGAACACCUUUGGGAUGAACUGGAACACUGACUGCACCCCAGACCUCCCAACAUUAGUACCUCACUAGUGCUCUUGUAGCUGAAUGGGCAAAUCCCCACACUCCAAAUCUUGUGGAAAUCCUUCCCAGAAGUGUGGUUAUUUUAAAAGCCAAGGAGAACUUGGCAUAUAUGGGUGUGAUGUUCAGGUGUCCACAAACUUUUAUCCAUAUACUGAACAUUUGAUAAUGGUGGCUUGUGAUUUCCACGACUGUAACUAAAUAAAAAAAUCGCUGACCGCCUGA
Molecule: messenger RNA, 1741 nt
Organism: Pangasianodon hypophthalmus (striped catfish)
Lineage: Eukaryota; Metazoa; Chordata; Actinopteri; Siluriformes; Pangasiidae
Gene: c7h15orf40
Product: chromosome 7 C15orf40 homolog
Exons: 4
Coding region: 129-632 (167 amino acids)
Cellular component (GO): cytoplasm
Source: RefSeq, a predicted model, not a curated record